AUGACCGCAACGAUACACGAGCUGAACAGCACGAAAGAGCUGAGCCAGAGAUCCGAUGAUGUACAAGACGAAUCGGCCGGCGAACCCGAAAUCGUGCAGAUUUCACCGUUCUCCUUUAUCUCACUGAUGGUGGGCAUCAGCCUUGCCGUCUUUCUCAUCGCACUUGACCGCACCAUCAUUGCGAAUGCCAUCCCACUCAUCACUGACGAAUUCAAUUCACCAGAUGAUGCAGGCUGGUACGGGUCUGCGGCAACAUGCGCCUUCCAGCCGAUAUUUGGUCGCGUGUUCGCACAUUUCGAUAUCCGAUGGUCGUUUCUAGCCGCACUGUUGAUCUUCGAGCUUGGCAGUCUGAUAUGCGGCGUGGCUCCUAACAGUGACGUUCUGAUCAUCGGACGAGCCUUGGCUGGGAUCGGCUGUGCAGGCGUCUUUGCCGGGUGUCUUGUCAUUAUAGCUAUGACAACGUCUUUGAGCGUCCGACCAGUGUACAUGGGCGUGAUCGGAUCGGUGUCCGGCAUCGGCAAUGUUUGCGGACCGCUGAUCGGAGGCGCCUUCACCAGUAAUGCCACUUGGCGUUGGUGCUUCUAUAUAAAUCUGCCAGUCGGAGGUGUCACAUGCAUUCUGCUUCUUUUAUUCUUCCACCCUUCAAAAUCAAAUCGCGGACAAGAGAGGUUCUUGACACGCGUCCUACGGCUCGAUCUGAUCGGCAACUUCAUCCUCACCGUCACAGUGGUAAUGCUGCUGCUGGCCCUCCAAUGGGGGGGUAUCGAGUACGGCUGGGGCAGCUCGAGGAUCAUCGGCCUUCUCGCCGCAUCAGGGGUUGGCUUCGUGAUUUUCGGGCUGUGGCAGCACAGGAAAGGCACUGAGGCAUUGACACCGCUCUAUAUCAUGACUCAGCGUGGUGUUGCCGCCGGUAUUGGUGUCAUGUUCUUCCUCAGCGGCGCGUUUCUUGUUCACAGCUACUACUUGCCAUACUGGUUUCAAGCAGUGCGUGGGCGUACACCCGUUCAGUCCGGCGUCGACGUCACUCCGUAUGUCGCCACAACUUUCGUCUUCUCCAUGCUUGCUGGCAUUGCCGUCCGGAAGAUUGGUUACUUCACUCCUCCAUCCAUCCUAGGCUGUGCAAUAGGCUGUGUCGGCUGCGGGCUGUUGACAACGCUGCAAGUGGAUACGGGCACCGCGGUAUGGGCUGGAUACCAAGUGCUGACGUCUGCGGGCAUGGGAAUGACAAUGCAGCAGCCCAUCAUUGCGGUGCAGGCAACGAUCGAUCCCGCACUAGUCUCUAUCGGCAGCGCCAUAAUACUCUUUGCGCAAGGCCUGUCUGGCGCCAUCUUCGUUUCCGUGGCCAACAACAUCCUGCGGAAUGAGCUCGCGCGCAAAUUGGUGGCAUUGAAUGUACCCAAUGUGAACAAAAUCCUAGCAGCGGGCGCGACAGACGUGCGGGAGCUCGUCCCGUUGGAGUACAAGGGGCCACUUGUUGAGGCCUACAACGAUGCAUUGAUGAAGGUUUUCAUGAUGGCUAUUCCGCUUUGUGGCAUAGCUCUGCUGUUUGCUUUGAGAUUGCCGUGGGUUAAUUUGAAGAAGAAUCAAGCGGGGAAGACGUGA
Paraphaeosphaeria sporulosa is the source of this 1602-nucleotide messenger RNA. RefSeq names its product major facilitator superfamily transporter. Gene Ontology annotation, biological process: transmembrane transport. Lineage: Eukaryota; Fungi; Ascomycota; Dothideomycetes; Pleosporales; Didymosphaeriaceae. The record is from RefSeq and is a predicted model, not a curated record. Gene Ontology annotation, molecular function: transmembrane transporter activity. The coding region runs from base 1 to 1602 and encodes 533 amino acids. The transcript is spliced from 3 exons.